This is a messenger RNA of Brienomyrus brachyistius, 4211 nucleotides long. RefSeq names its product non-SMC condensin II complex, subunit G2 (gene ncapg2). The coding region runs from base 380 to 3799 and encodes 1139 amino acids. Gene Ontology annotation, biological process: mitotic sister chromatid segregation. The record is from RefSeq and is a predicted model, not a curated record. NCBI's taxonomy places the organism in Eukaryota, Metazoa, Chordata, Actinopteri, Osteoglossiformes, Mormyridae. Gene Ontology annotation, cellular component: condensin complex; nucleus. The transcript is spliced from 28 exons.
UUCCGGAAGCGCGAUACAGGAGCGUGCAAAGCGCGAGAACGCUGAGCGGAUGACGUCAGCGCGUUUAAGUUUGCGCGGGACUUGACUCGCUCUUCGGAGUUACAGCGAAACGGUAAAUAGACUAAUAAUAUAGUAACAUAGGCUAAUUAUUUCAUCAUGGCCCAGUAAACCAAGAUUAAUUUAUUUUUCAGAGUUGGACGCAUUAUAUGUUGGAAUAUUUCACAGAUGGGAAAUUGUUUUGCGUUGCUGUUUUGACAGAUAGUUUGCUAGCUAGCCCGGGUGACGAUAAACAGGGGUCUGUGCAAACGCCGGGUCGCUAACAUUCCCGACUGGAUAUCGUCUCCUGUCGUUCUCACGCCGUAGUUCUGACGGCUGCAGCAUGACCAAGAGGAACUCUUUCCUACGCUCCGUCAGCCGGGAGCAUCUGCCCGACUUCCUAGGCUUCAUUCGGCAGCAUGCGGACCGCACUGACCCAUUCGACUUGGAGGAGGUGCUGCAGGAAAUGCCCCGGGACCAGCGGAGGGCGCUGUGGGAGAACCUGACAGCUCUCUUAGCUGAGACGCUGCUGGCGUACCCCGUGGAGCGAUGGGACGGGGGCAUGGCUAGCGACAGCGAGGACGAGAUGGAGGUGGAGGUUUCCCUUGACCUGAAGUCCACGAUGUCGGUGAUUGAGGGCGUCACUGCCGUGGCCUCUGCAUCCGUGGCGGUCAUCCAGGAGGACGACGCGUACUCAGCCUUGCUGGAAUGCACCAACAUCUUAAACGGCAUCAGGGCUGCCCUGCCGGCCUCGGAGGUCCCCCUGCUGCUGGCCGUGGGGCGGCUGUGUGAGGCCUGGUGGCGGGCCGGCCUGGAGGGCCGGGAGCCCCUGGGUCUCUCGGCCUUCCUGCAGUGCCUGGAGAGGACGCUGGUGCUGAAGAACCCCGGCCCAGAAAUCCAGCACCUUUGGAGUCUGCACGCCGUGCUGCAGGGCGUCCCCUUCCAGGCGGAGCACAGCCAGGAGCUGACGGACCUCCUGCUCCAGUGCUUCAUGAGCGUGGCCCACAUCAGGCGUGAAGAGGGGAGACGCUUUCUGACUUUCCUCUUCAGCUGGGACGUCAGCUUCAUACGAAUGAUUCACGGGACCAUCAAAAACCAGCUUCAGUUCUUCCCCAAGUCCAUCACGGAUAACGUGGCUGACAUGUACUUUCGAGCCUGGAAGGCAGCUUCCGGAAUCGUCUUGCAGGAAAUUGAAACCACUUGUAUUCAAGACUUCAUGCAGCAUGCGGUUCUCCUGCGCCGGAGCUCGCCCGUCCAUGCCAAAGUCCGGCAGAUCCUCAGCUACUUUCACAAGCAGAAGCUGCGUCAGGGAGUGGAUGAGAUGCUGUGGCGACUCUAUAAGCCCAUCCUGUGGAGAGGACUCAAGGCGACGAACUCUGAGGUGCGUGCUAAUGCCGCCCUGCUGUUCACAGAAGCCUUCCCCAUCCAGGAUCCUGGGCUGAGCAGUGAGAAGCUAGAUGAGGCUGUUCAGAAGCAGCUGGACAUGCUGUUUGCCCUCCUGGAGGACCCUCACCCCAUGGUCCGAUCCACAGCUGUGCUGGGAGUGUGCAAAAUUGUGGCCAAGUACUGGGAGGUCAUCCCACCCUCCAUCCUCGCUGACUUCCUAAAGAAGCUAGUGACGGAACUGGCCGCUGACAUCAACUCCACCGACGUGCGGUGCUCCGUCUUCAAGUGCAUGACUCUCAUCCUGGACAACAACCUGAGCCACCCGCUCUUGGAGCAGCUGCUCCCGGCCCUGAAGAACAGUCUCCAUGACAACUCGGAGAAGGUACGCGUGGCCUUCGUGGACCUGCUGCUGAAGAUCAAAGCAGUGAAGGCGGCCAAGUUCUGGAAGGUGUGCUCCAUGGAGCACCUGCUGGCCCGGCUGGAGGUCGACUCACAGCCCGUCUCCCGCCGCAUCGUCGGGCUCCUCUUCAACUCCUUCAUGCCCGUGGACCAGCCCGAGGUGGUUUGGUGUGAACGCUGCGUCACGCUCAUCCAGAUGAAUCCUGUGGCGGCUAGGAAGUUUUACCAGUACGCCCACAUAUACACAGCACCAACCAACAUCGCCAAGCUGAUGCUAAUGAUUCGUCGGUGCCUGAACGCCUGCAUCCAGAAGGGUGAAGGCGAUGACAUGAACGAGACAGCUGCCAGCAACAAGGAGAACUGUACCGUACUGGAGGAUGUGCUCUCCUCCCAGGACACAGCCACUAUGGCCAGCCUGCUGGAGGUGGUGGUGAUCCUGUGGAGGAGCAUCCGCAAGUCGCUGGAGCUGAACCAGGAGGCGGCGCAGUACACCACUUGCAAGUUUGCCCAGGUUCUGCCGGAGUACUUUCGUGUCUUUCAGGACGAACGCUGUACGGCCCCCCUGAUCCUCAUCGCUUCCUUCAUGCCGGCUGCGGCCGUACCCACCUUCAGCUGUGGUGUGCUCUCCAAACUUCGGCGGCUGGAGCUGGGGGCCCAGGUUUCCCAAUACGGCGCCCUCAUCGACUGCCUCUGCAGCUGGGGACAGGCUGGGCAUGUCACGGAGCUCAUCACCGACUGGCUGACCGAGGCCCUGCCCCAAAAGACGAACAAGCAAGGCUCCGAGCGGCGGGUCCGCAUCCAGGAGGCGGUGGAUGCCAAGCCAGACCUGGGCCUGGACUUUCUGGUGUACUUCAUGUCCAGCAGGUCCAGACAGGCCCACUUGUUGGGAAUUCAGCAGAACCACCUCAGGCAGCUGCUGAAAUCUCUCUGGGCCUGGAAGUCUGAGCUGUACGCCAGCCUGGGAUUGACGGAGGCGGAGCCUGGCGUGUCCCGGGGGGGGGCCGCCCUCAGGGCGUUCACCAUACAUGGCCGGCUGAGUGCCCUCCUUCAGAACAAAUUCCCAGAGGGGCGGCCCUUCCUCCAGGGCCUGGAGCAUUCAAUAGCCUGGGUAGCUGAACGGGUUCUUCCCUUCCUGGCAGCCCCCAGUCCCCAGCAGCAGGCCCUGGCUAAGCAGGUCGUUGAGGCCUGUCUGACAGUGUGCCGGGAUGUGACCAUGGUGGGUCUCGCGGACGAGGAUUUCAGAAGGCAGGUGCUGCACCUGUGUUCCGUCCUCCUCAUGUCGGAGGGAGGCCAACAGUGCAUCGUGUCGCUCCUGGCUCUGCUGAGGGAGGUGGCCCUGGAGUGCCUGGCCCAGAGCUCCCGUGCCCGUAGCCAGCAGCUGGACCAGCUGCUCGGUGUUGUGGCCAACAUCUUCCAGAAGGUUCUGGAAGUCAUGGCUCGCAAGCUGCGCAAGCAGCCGGACGAUGGCCUGCAGCUGUGUCAGGAGACCGCGGCUCACCUUGGCGAGUUCCUCGGCACCGUCCAAGACUGGAAGGACGUGAACCUAGAGGCUGUCGGCGGCGUGUUCUCCACCGUCUUCGCUGCGGUGAUCGUGGAGGUCCGCCACUCGCUUCUCAAGGCCUCCUGCCCGGAGGAGUUGGUGGCCCCCGAGACCAUCCAGGACCUGCCGCCGCUCUCCGCCUGCUUGCUUGAGACCAUCCUCAAGGCCCCCAAGGUCACCAGGUCUUUGCUGAGUGAAACGGCCACGUCCAUCGAAUCGGGGGCCAUCGAGGAUGUCACUGGGCUGGCUGCUGUCCUACAUAUUUUGGCAGUGGUGGGACAUUCCGGCCGAUUCAAGGCAGAGCUCAAAAGCAUCGCUGUCACCAUCCAGCAUCAGCUCCAUAAACACCACGCCGUCACAGCCGAGGACAGCGGGAGCCCAGCCAGAAUCAUUUAUGAGUCGGCUGUGAAGAAUUUGAACGCGGUGUUGAUGGUGUGACAGCAUGGCGUUUUCCAGACCAGCUGGGGCUCCUGUCUUUGCAACACUGGAGCCCACAUGUAACGCAGAAGCGUGUGUGCGUCAGUGUGACACUUCUGUCACUCCAACUUUUUCAUCCCCUCCCCCCUCCCAGCAAGUGUCACAUGUAAAUUUGUAUAUAGCUAUAUCUGCUUUUUUCUGGUGUUGUACACGCAAGUGCAUGAACUAAAAAAAUUUAUAUUUUAAUUGCCAGUGUAUCUUUGUAUAACUGCUUUGCUAACUGUAUCCUGAUGUUGAAGCUGGUGUUUCCCCCCCCCCCCCCACCAUGUCCAUGACACCAGGCACAGCAGCAGGGCAGGCAAUGGCCUGGGGGCCUGAGCUGGGAGGGGGCCCCUGUGGGUGGCCGAUUACAUAGCACAAUGCAGUGACAAAU